Bactrocera tryoni is the source of this 1992-nucleotide messenger RNA. RefSeq lists its product as uncharacterized. The coding region runs from base 1 to 1992 and encodes 663 amino acids. The transcript has 4 exons. Lineage: Eukaryota; Metazoa; Arthropoda; Insecta; Diptera; Tephritidae. The record is from RefSeq and is a predicted model, not a curated record.
AUGUUUUUACUUUUGAAGAAAUUCGUUUGUAGUGUGUUUCGUACGAUACUUUACAAAAUGACACAGACCAUACGAUCAACUAAAGCCCGAAGCGAUUUAACGCCAUCAGUAUUAGUACUUAUACUAUUAUUUGUGAUAAUAUACUACUGUGGUUAUCGCAUACACACUGGAUAUAAAAGUGAUUUAGAGUUUACUGAUACGAGAGAGUUGUUGGAUCUAAAUCUGAUGAUGGAUGAUGGCGCAACCGAUGAGAAUUUCGUGGUGCAUGACAGUGUUUGCAAAAUACCACGCAUAAGUCCCUAUUCACCGGAUCUAGCCGCUCUACAAGCACCGGAUGUGAUCUGUGGAACUAAACUUCAAUGCACAAAACCAUUAGUCUCUAAGCGGUUCGAUAACAUAUCCGAUCGUUACUAUUUGCAUAUAAAUGAAGAAUGGAAAGAUCUGUACUUGCAGGAGGAGAGCGCUGUGCUUACUUGCUGCUUUAGAGAGAUAAAAAAUGAGGCCAGUGAUGAUAAGUUGAUUGGCACGCCUUGCUUCAUCUUCAAGCAAGACUUUUUCGUAUCACUCGAUGUGAUUGGCGCUAUUGUUAACUGUAUGCAGCGUGGCGACAAGAAAAUUAUUUUCAUGGAUGCAUUUUCGUUCAUACAUAAGCGGAAUUUCAGCGAAAGGUCGACGAACGACACUAAAAUCGGGGUACUGGUCUUUGGUCUGGAUAGUUUGUCGCAGAUUAAUUUGCGCCGUCGAAUGCCAAAAACAUACAAAUACUUAAAAGACAACAAUCAUCGUUGGCACGAGUUGUUGGGGUUUAAUAAGCUCGGUUACGAUGCCUUUCCUAACUUAAUGGCGCUGCUUACGGGUCGCCAGCUUCAACAGCAGGAAACUGUGUUCGCCUGUAAGCGCGGUGGUAUGCUCGACGACUGUCCCUUUCUGUGGCAACAAGUCAGUAAUAUGGGCAUGCCAACAGCCUACGCUGAGGACGGUAGGGACGACAUCACUGAGACCUUGCGAUUCGAACAUUCGCCUACAGAUUACUACCUCCAGCCGUUUAUGCGGGCCGUGGAGCGUCGUCAGCGAACGGAUACACACUUCAUAACACCUCAAUAUUGCUUGGGACCGCGGCUCGCAGGCAGUUAUGUCUUGGAUUAUGCAGUCGAUUUCGCGCAGGCUUUUGCCGGCGUUGGUGGUUUAGGUAUAUUUUGGGUGAAUAGUUUUAGCGAACAUCAUGUGAUACCGCAAAUGAUUGAUUACGCAUUCGCCAAAUAUUUGAGGUUAUUGAAAAGCACUAAGGUACUCGAAAAUUAUGUGGUAAUAUUACUUAGCGCCAAUGGCAUGCUACGCGGUCGUCUUAAGAACCUUGAUAGCGGAUUUUAUGAAGAACGUUUACCGUUACUUUACAUUUCACUACCUAAAGCUUGGAAGAGAAAACAUACGGCUUUAUUUCAAGCCUUGAAACUGAAUCGUAACCGUUUGGUGAGCCCCUUGGACUUACACGAAACCAUCCAACAUGCUCUAGCGCUUGGUGCAGGCACCACGGAGCUACACUAUAGUGAGUGCGAGAGCUGCCAAUCGGUACUCAGACCAAUAAAGGCGAAUCGCAGCUGCAGCGAUGCUGGUAUCGAUUGGUUUUGGUGCAGUUGUGAGCCUUUCGUUGCCAAGUGGUGCAACUCUUAUGCGUCUAGCUUGCUGUUGAGGUCUUUGCUGAUGAAUAUGAAUGGCUUAUUACAGCAGGCCGGCUUGCUCAACGGCACUUGUGGAGUUCUAAGCACGCACACGCUCUACAGCGUCUAUAACAGUCAAGAGGAGAACGACUACUAUUAUGUGAAAUUCAAAACUUCGUUGAAGAAUGUCGAAUUCGAAGCCGCGUUUUGGUACAACAAGGGAGCGCAGAAAGUUUUGCUGGAUGAGAAAAAGCUUAAUCGCUUAGAUCACAAGGAUACUGGUUGUGUAGAGCAUCACAGUAAGUUGCUGAGAAAGCUGUGUGUUUGUCUCUAG